Messenger RNA from Funneliformis caledonium, 1903 nucleotides. Lineage: Eukaryota; Fungi; Glomeromycota; Glomeromycetes; Glomerales; Glomeraceae. The record is from the annotation of a GenBank genome assembly.
AUGUUGCGAUCUUUACUUGGCGGAACAAGAAAACAAGGUCCGAAAAGGGCUGUUGUGUGGUCCCCCGAUGUGGUGGACAAUGCUAAGCCCUUGCCAGACUCCCCGAAAACAGGAAUGUCGGAUGACGAAGCCAUAAAAAAGUCAGGAAAAAACUUUACAGUCUCGGAUGAAGAUGAAAGGAAACGUAGACGAGCCAUUCGGUUCGGGGCGACGCCGUCAGAAAAUGACAAUAGCAUAGGACAAGAAAGUACUUCUAAAGUGAGCCCACUAUCAGAUUUUGCUGUAGAGCAAGCUGCACAAAUAAGUAACCUCACUGAAAAUGAAAGGAAACGUCAACGUGCCGUUCGAUUCGGAACGCGUUCGCUUCAAAGUCAACAAUCUCAUAAGUCAAAGACAGAAAAUAGUCACACUCAAGAAUUAGAACAAUUAGGAACAAGAGUGAAAGAUUUUGUUGAUACGACGAGACUUUACGCUCAAGUGCAGGAUGCAAUUUCUGACGCAUUAAAUGAAGCAACUUUAAGUGAAACAGGACGAAGUCGAGCGUGGGACUAUUUUCAUGACGGAUUCAAAGUUGAUCAUAAAGCAAAACGCCGAGAAUCUGUAUCAAUAUCUGAAACCGAUGCACCAUUCGAAUUCCAGGUCGAACCUCAAGUUGUUCAUGAAAUCUUGCAAGGAGUUUUAGAGGACACAGAGAAAGUUAACAACAAUUUUGGAUUGAAACUUGAAAACGAUUCGACAGCCGAAUUAGAUUGCAUCCCACCCAGUCCUCGUUACGCCGACAUCGUAAAUGCGAAAGAGGUCCAAAGUUCGUUUGACGAAAUUUCUUUCGUUCCCGAUGCAUUGAUAUCAAAAUCGAAUGAGAAUUCUCCUGUAAUUUCCUCCGUUAACUAUGAAGAAGAAACUAUUGCGGCCAGCAUCGAUGAAAACACUUUAAUAGAAACAACGGAUACCGAUGCAGUGUUAGGCCCUCCACCUUCAGCUCCUUUUCAAUUUCAACGAGAGACACAUCGACGGGAGCAAGCUUUCAAGCGAAAGGUUGCCUUUAAAAAGUUCGCGAUAAAGAAGAUGAUUGACCGUGAAUCUGCGGAACUUUCGCGACGACGAAAAUAUCGCAUGGCAAUCUUCGAUGCGAACCGUGCUCAUUCAGUUGCUACGGUUCUUGGCGAACUCGACUCAGUAGUGAAACUCGAUACCCCCGCUGAACGUUUGUUCAGGCUUGAACAUCCCGAAUAUUUUCCGAAAGAGCCUUCGGAAUCGCGCGAAGAGCGACUUCGCGAAUAUGAAGAGGCACGUAGUUCUUACGACGCGAUGGUAGCUAAGAAAAUGGUCAAACAACAAAGCCGCCAAGAUAAGUUGGAUGACGAUCUUCAAGAAACUAAAAAAGUAGCCCGACAGAAAGUCCAAGAGGAAAAAAAUCGGAUCAAACCUUCCGAAUCGGAUACCCGUAAAUCACGGAAAGAAAAAGGCAAUAUUCCCUCUGAUAAGGAAGAUUAUGACGAUGAUGAAAGCGAAGAAGAAUUCGACGCUUUCGAAGAGUUGUCAGUACCGUUACAGGUCCGGAAACAUACUCUCCGACGCAAAAAGGAUGGCUUAUCGUACAACGAACUUCGCCGCCAGGUUAAAGAGAAAGAGCGUAGCGAAAAGGUCCAGCGAGAACUCGCAAAGAUCCAAGAAAAGGCACGAAAGUGCCAAAUUGAAGAUUUGCGUCACCAAAUCCUUGAAGAAGAGCGUAAUCGCAAAAGACAGAAACUCGUUGAUCUUUCCAACGAAAGGGAUAGACGUGACGCAAUAACCAUUCAACAUAUUCGCGAAGUUGCAGCAACCAAAAUCGCAAUAGGACGGGCGAUUCGUGAAUUGGAAGAUAAGAUUUCCGCAGCAGAAGUACAACUUCAAGAAAAAUCUC